UACACUAGAUGCUCAAUAAAUAGCCCACGCCACAUUGCUGUCUAUCACAGUCAAUUGAGAACAUUUACGGUCGACACACGCUUUGCAGAGCAACGUAGAGAAUAUUAACCGAAUUCGAGCUAUAUUCAAUGGAAACUGCGCCAGUGUUCCAGUCUAGCUUCUCCAUACGCUCUCUGCUCUCCAGCACGCACCUGGAGGAGGAGGAGGGCAAAGGUGGGGAGGCGCACAAAUAUUAUAUGAGCUCCAGUCCAAGCGAUUCCUGCAACAGCUCCGAGGAUGCAUCAUCCGAGGACGGCAACACCACUUCCCCCACAGCCAUCAGCAGCAGCGGCAGCAGCAGCGGGGGUAGCAUCAGGUCGGAUGUGAAGCCCGCCUUCACGUACAGCGCCCUAAUCGUAAUGGCCAUACGCCGGAGCCCGGAGAAGCGUUUGACGCUGAGCGGCAUCUGCAAGUGGAUAGCCGAUAAUUUUGCCUACUAUCAGAAUCACAAGAGCGUCUGGCAGAACUCCAUACGCCACAAUCUGAGUCUCAAUCCGUGCUUUGUGCGCGUGCCGCGUGCCUUGGACGAUCCCGGACGUGGUCACUACUGGGCAUUGGAUCCGUAUGCCGAAGAUCUGACCAUUGGCGAGACAACCGGCCGUUUGCGGCGAAGCAACAACGCGCUACUCAGUCGCUCUAAGGCAGCGGUUGCUCUGCAAGGUCACGGCAAGAGCCACGGCUAUGCGCAUCCUUAUCAGCAACUGGCCAGCAAUCCGAACGCCGCCGCCGCCGCUGCUGCUGCUGCUCCUCAGCCUCAGCCUGAGCCUGAGCCUGAGCCUGAAGCCGAUGCGACGAUUGACGAUGGCGAUGCCAACGACGACAUCAACUGCAGCACCACCAUAUUGGUAUAG
Messenger RNA from Drosophila virilis, 890 nucleotides. RefSeq names its product forkhead domain 19B (gene fd19B). The record is from RefSeq and is a predicted model, not a curated record. Gene Ontology annotation, cellular component: nucleus. Gene Ontology annotation, biological process: regulation of transcription by RNA polymerase II. NCBI's taxonomy places the organism in Eukaryota, Metazoa, Arthropoda, Insecta, Diptera, Drosophilidae. Gene Ontology annotation, molecular function: sequence-specific double-stranded DNA binding; DNA-binding transcription factor activity.